Messenger RNA from Pipistrellus nathusii (Nathusius's pipistrelle), 918 nucleotides. NCBI's taxonomy places the organism in Eukaryota, Metazoa, Chordata, Mammalia, Chiroptera, Vespertilionidae. The record is from the annotation of a GenBank genome assembly.
AUGGCGCCCCUCGACUUGGACAAGUACGUGGAGAUAGCGCGGCUGUGCAAGUACCUUCCGGAGAACGACCUGAAGCGGCUAUGUGACUAUGUCUGUGACCUCCUCUUGGAAGAAUCAAAUGUUCAGCCAGUAUCAACACCAGUAACAGUGUGUGGAGACAUACACGGACAGUUUUAUGACCUUUGUGAACUAUUCAGAACUGGAGGUCAGGUUCCUGACACAAACUACAUAUUUAUGGGUGAUUUUGUAGACAGAGGUUACUAUAGUUUGGAGACCUUCACUUAUCUUCUUGCACUAAAGGCUAAAUGGCCUGAUCGUAUUACACUUUUGCGAGGAAAUCAUGAGAGUAGACAGAUAACACAGGUUUAUGGAUUUUAUGAUGAGUGCCAAACCAAAUAUGGAAAUGCUAAUGCCUGGAGAUACUGUACCAAAGUUUUUGACAUGCUCACAGUAGCAGCUUUAAUAGAUGAGCAGAUUUUGUGUGUUCAUGGUGGUUUAUCUCCUGAUAUCAAAACACUGGAUCAAAUUCGAACCAUUGAACGGAAUCAGGAAAUUCCUCAUAAAGGAGCAUUUUGUGACCUGGUUUGGUCAGAUCCUGAAGAUGUGGAUACUUGGGCUAUCAGUCCCCGAGGAGCAGGUUGGCUUUUUGGCGCAAAGGUCACAAAUGAGUUUGUUCAUAUCAACAACUUAAAACUCAUCUGCAGAGCACACCAACUAGUGCACGAAGGCUAUAAGUUUAUGUUUGAUGAGAAGUUGGUAACAGUAUGGUCUGCACCUAAUUACUGCUAUCGUUGUGGAAAUAUUGCUUCAAUAAUGGUCUUCAAAGAUGUAAAUACAAGAGAACCAAAGUUAUUUCGGGCAGUUCCAGAUUCAGAACGUGUUAUUCCUCCCAGAACGACGACGCCAUAUUUCCUUUGA